Messenger RNA from Nymphaea colorata (pocket water lily), 1275 nucleotides. Its product is annotated as peroxidase 3-like. The transcript is spliced from 4 exons. Gene Ontology annotation, cellular component: plant-type cell wall; plasmodesma. Lineage: Eukaryota; Viridiplantae; Streptophyta; Magnoliopsida; Nymphaeales; Nymphaeaceae. Gene Ontology annotation, molecular function: heme binding; peroxidase activity. Bases 103 to 1071 code for a protein of 322 amino acids. The record is from RefSeq and is a predicted model, not a curated record. Gene Ontology annotation, biological process: response to oxidative stress; hydrogen peroxide catabolic process.
CUAUAAAUAGGUUGCUCCAUUGGUUGAGUCCAAUUCACACAGAACAGCCCGUCUGAACUGCAAGAGCCUUUCUGUAGGAGGCAGAGAGUGAGAGUGACAAAUAUGGGUUCCCUUGCAUUCUUUGCCUUUGCUCUUUUAGGCCUUCUUGGCGCUUCCCAUGCUGAACUUCAACUUGGGUUCUACGAUCAUGUCUGCCCACAAGCUGAGAGCAUCAUUCAGGGGUUCGUGAAGGAACACAUCCCCAAUGCGCCACCUUUGGCAGCUGCAUUGCUUAGACUGCACUUCCAUGACUGCUUUGUGAGGGGCUGUGAUGCAUCUCUGUUGCUGAACUCCACCAAGAACAGCACAGCCGAGAAGAAUGCGGCACCAAACAUGAGCCUGCGAGGAUUUAGUUUCAUUGAUGCCAUCAAGAGCAAGGUGGAAGAAGCAUGUCCGGGAGUGGUCUCAUGCGCAGACAUUGUUGCAUUGGUGGCAAGAGAUGCAGUUGCUGUCAUAGGAGGGCCAUACUGGAAAGUUCCCACAGGCCGCAGAGAUGGAACUGUUUCAUUGGCAUCUGAAGCAUUAGCCAACAUCCCUGCUCCAACACUCAACUUCACCGGUCUAAAGGCCAAUUUUGCGAACAAGAGUCUUAAUGUGAAGGACCUAGUUGUGCUGUCAGGUGCACAUACCAUUGGCAUUACCCACUGCAAUUUCGUCUCAAACAGGCUUUACAACUUCACCGGAAAACGUGAUCAAGACCCAGCUCUCGACAAAUUCUACGCCGCCAACCUCAAGGCCUACAAGUGCAAGACACCUGCAGAUAACUCCACAAUUCUGGAAAUGGAUCCCGGGAGCUUCAGAACCUUUGACACUCAUUACUACACCAAUGUGGUCAAGAGAAGGGGUCUGUUCACGUCCGACUCCUCCCUGCUUACAGAUAGCACCUCCAAGUCGUACAUUGAUGGAAUACUCAGUGGUUCCAUAGAUUUCUUCAAGGAAUUUGCUUUGUCCAUGGAGAAGAUGGGUCAGAUCGAAGUAAAGACUGGAACUGAAGGCGAGAUCAGGAAGGUCUGCAGCCUCGUCAACUACUAAAAACACCAGGAUCAUGUUCCAGACGUCAGUGCGAAGUCAUCUGAUUUUUUUUAUUUAAUUGAAUUUUGUACCUUGUGAAAUCACUUGAAUUGUUUUGUUCUUUUCCUUUUUUGGGGUUUGUUUUGAAGUGUGUGAAAUAACGUUCGGUCCGCGAAGUAAGUUCACUUCAACUAGAAUAAAAUCUUUUCCAUCUGAUUGUCUGAA